Messenger RNA from Cyphellophora europaea CBS 101466, 1113 nucleotides. RefSeq lists its product as uncharacterized. Gene Ontology annotation, cellular component: membrane. The transcript is spliced from 2 exons. Lineage: Eukaryota; Fungi; Ascomycota; Eurotiomycetes; Chaetothyriales; Cyphellophoraceae. The record is from RefSeq and is a predicted model, not a curated record. Bases 1 to 1113 code for a protein of 370 amino acids.
AUGGCCUCCGCGUACCUUAGAGGCUUCAACAAGGCCGAACUCCAAGAGCUGGGCAACGAAGUCAGCCUACCCGAGGCCACCAAAUUGAAGGUUGUCGAGCUGCGCGAAAGCCUGGAAAACUACCUCAAAACCAACCAGACCACCCUCGCGACGCGCCCCGGCAACAGCACCAACCUCGCUGGCUAUUUUGAAAAGCUUGGGAGCUCAGCGCGAUCGCCUGCAAAGCGUCAGAGCGCAGCCGAGAAGGUCCAAGACGCUGUCACCAGCGGUGAUGAGGCACCCAAGAAGGGCAGAAGAAAGACGGUAGCGCCCGUCGAACAGUCAGUGGAGCGCAUUCGCGACAGCGCAUUCCUCUCUAACACCAGCAACAGGAGCACCUCGUCCGUGACGGACCUAGUCAAGACUCCGGCCAAGGAGCUCUCUGACGCUGUUGCGCCACGCCGCUCAUCCAUCCUCGCCUCCCCUGGCAACCUCGACACAUCGCCACGCGCCAUUGUUGACUACGUCGAUCGCAACUCGCGUAAGGUCUCUGGCUACAUCUCGAACGGCAUCUCGCGCUCUCACGUUCCCGAAUACAGCGAAUAUGCACGCGACCUUCUCUCUUCGCCGCUCGCGGUCAACGGUCUCGCCCUCACUGUCGAAAGCUACGCCUUGUUUUGGUCGCUGGUCGAGUUACGACACGCGUUUGGCAUUCCCGUCCCCUACUUUGGCAAGAUCAUCCCCGUCAAGGCACCCGAUGUCUUUGCGUUCAUCACUCCCGAGUUCUGGGCGCCUUUCAGCUUGUUCUUCCUGACCACCGUGCUCCUCCCGACCGUCAUCAGCUAUUUCAUCAACUAUCCCUUGAAGUCGGCCACGAGCCAUAGCCACAGCACGCGUCGCGCGACUGCUCAGCAGGAGGCUGCUCCUGCGAUCGAUCCCCUCGUGUUCAACAUCGCCAAGGGCUUGAUCUCGUAUCUUGUCUACGCCGCCUCGGCACAGACUGGCCUUUGGCCCUAUAGCCGGAACACCAUUCAGAACGUCAAUGCUGGCCUGUACUUUGGCUAUGGAGGUCUGAUCACGAGCUCCGUCAUCGGUGGGACGGUCGCGCUGUACGAGGCAGUCCUAAGAAAGUAA